AUGUGGCGCCCGACCUCGUCGUCCAGGCGCAAUCCGAAAGCUGAAUCGUCCUCUCGCCCUCCACUAUCCCCUCGAUCUACUCUCACUGAAGUACUUCGUCUCAACCAACUACGUGUCAAGAACUCGUCUCCUGCUUUAACCAAGGAGAAUGCCGUACAGGAUGCAGCCAUCUCGCUGAACGAAGAUCUUGCAGUGCUUGCCGGCAUCUACCCUGAUGUCAAGUAUGACUGUCUACGGGAGCUAUUGAGCCGCUUUGAUGGUGACAGUCGUCUUGAGAUCUGUACCGAGCAGCUCUAUAGAUACAAGAAUGAGUGGAUGAAAGGGAGACUUCAGGUUCCUCCUAGGGAACAAGACGAGCAGAUUCAUACGGAGGAACAAUUCAGAACGCAGCAGUACCGAUCUGCUUGCAGCUGGUUGUUGCAAAAAGAGUUCAAUUCACUCAACAAGAGUGCUAUUGAGGCCGUUCUUGCCGAGGUCAAUAACGCAUAUGGAAAGGCCAGACCCAUCCUACAAGAGAUUGCCAACAAGUCGUGGCGGGCGACGUUGCAAUCAUUGUUCCGGAAAAAGAAGGAUACGCAGUCUCUUCCAACCUUUCUCUGGAUCAGAGGAAGGAUUGGCCAAGAACUUGUGCCCACCGGAGAUACAGAGCUUGACAAUGAGCUGGAAGCACUUUUCGUAAGACCACUACGAACAGAGUUGGCACAAUCGCAACAAGAGCAAGACUUCACACUAGCUGUACAGCUCAAUGAGUGGGAGGCCCAACAAGCCGAGGCUCUCUAUGAGUGUCAAAUCUGCUACAGUGACACGCCGUUCGAAAACGUGUCAGCAUGCAAUACCGAGGGGCAUAUUGUCUGCUUGGACUGUGUCCGAAAGUCUUUGAAGGAGGCAAUCUUUGGUCAAAAUUGGGCACAGUCUGUCGAGCCCGCACUGAGCACUUUGAAAUGUCUUGCACCUAUUGAUCCUCGUUGCAAUGGUCAUGUUCCAGCGGCUCAACUCGAACAAGCUGUGCUUCUGGAGCACUCAGGUCGAGAGUUAUGGGAUAGAUUUGAAGAACGCCUUGCUGAAAAAGCGAUCUUUGACUCACAGCUGCCGAUUGUACGUUGUCCCUUCUGUCCAUACAUCGAGGCCGACAAUUUCUUCACUCUCGAAACAGCUCGCCAACACAUCCAGUGGUCCUUUCAACCCUCUUCGAGACACCGCAAGAUCCUCGCCAUCCUCGCCUGCGAGUUCAUUCUACCAACUCUACUUUUCGUGUAUCUCGCUCUCCGUCUCGUUUGGCCAUCGUUAUUGCCAACCCUCUUUUACACCUCACUUGCACGCCUUGCUUCCACUCAGCGUACCAUCCGCUUCCAAUGCCAGAACCCUACAUGCAAGCGCAGAUCUUGCCUAAAAUGUCACAAGGCCUGGCACGAUGCUCAUUCUUGUGAUGAGCCACUCCUUCUUUCCCUCCGUCAGUCAGUCGAAGCAGCACGUACUAAUGCGGUGAAGCGAGUCUGUCCUCGCUGCGGCACGGCCUUCGUCAAAUCUUCUGGUUGCAACAAGCUUACUUGUGUCUGUGGCUACAGCAUGUGUUACUUAUGUCGGAAGAAUAUCGGCAAGACAGGAGAAAAUGAAGGCGCUGAAGGAUACAGACAUUUCUGCGAACACUUUAGACCUGUACCCGGCACAAAAUGUACACAGUGCGAUAAGUGUGAUCUAUACAAAAGCGAGGAAGAGGAUGUCAUUGUAAGAAAGGCCGGUGAAGAUGCUGAAAGGGAGUGGAGGAACAAGCAGAAGCAAGAAGGCAAAGGUGGAAAUUCCAAUGAAGUGGAUAACCUCAAGAUCAACCAUGAUCUGUUAGCAGAACGACUAAGCAUUUGGCAGAAGUUCUUGCGAGGAGACUGGACUGUUCAGGGCAUAGCAGACGAGAUUGUGGCCAAGGUAGUCAUUGUCCAAGUAUAA
Messenger RNA from Lithohypha guttulata, 1941 nucleotides. RefSeq lists its product as uncharacterized. Gene Ontology annotation, cellular component: ubiquitin ligase complex. The transcript has a single exon. Gene Ontology annotation, biological process: proteasome-mediated ubiquitin-dependent protein catabolic process; protein linear polyubiquitination. Gene Ontology annotation, molecular function: ubiquitin binding; ubiquitin-protein transferase activity; zinc ion binding. Lineage: Eukaryota; Fungi; Ascomycota; Eurotiomycetes; Chaetothyriales; Trichomeriaceae. The record is from RefSeq and is a predicted model, not a curated record. Bases 1 to 1941 code for a protein of 646 amino acids.